CCUGGGAGACCGCGGCUGAGCGUGAGGGCCCGCUGCCGCCUGCUGGUCGAGGGCUGCAGCCGGGGGCCCCUCGCGUGGGGUCCGCGGCCCAGAGUGACCCCCGCGGGGACUACCUUCUAGCGAAGUGAAGAGACGGGGCUCCCGCCGCCUGGGGUCCUGCGAAGGCCGGGACGGCGCAAUGGGGCGGACCUGAGGAGAGAUAAUGUCAAGUUUUGAAUCUGAAGUUACCAUACUUGAUUCAUCUGGCGAGACCUUGAGUGCUUUGGUCUAGGUGGGAUGGUGGAAGUGUGCUUCUUCUAAGUAUAAGGCUUCUUGCUCAUCCCCUAAGGCACCAUGAAUGCCAUCGUUGCCCUCUGUCACUUCUGUGAACUCCAUGGUCCCCGUACUCUUUUCUGCACGGAAGUUCUGCAUGCCCCUCUGCCCCAGGGUGCUGGGAAUGGGGACAGCCCUGGCCAGGGUGAACAAGCUGAGGAGGAGGAGGGCGGCAUCCAGAUGAGCAGCCGGGUCCGUGCUCAUAGUCCAGCCGAGGGUGCCAGUGCCGAGUCCAGUAGCCCGGGGCCCAAGAAGUCGGACAUGUGUGAGGGCUGCCGGUCCCUUGCUGCAGGGCACCCAGGCUAUAUCAGCCAUGAUAAAGAAACAUCAAUCAAGUAUGUCAGUCACCAGCACCCCAACCACCCCCAGCUCUUCAGCAUUGUCCGCCAGGCCUGUGUUAGGAGCCUGAGCUGUGAGGUGUGUCCUGGCCGGGAAGGCCCCAUCUUCUUUGGGGAUGAACAGCAUGGUUUUGUGUUCAGUCACACCUUCUUCAUCAAAGACAGCCUGGCCAGGGGCUUCCAGCGCUGGUACAGCAUCAUCACCAUCAUGAUGGACCGGAUCUACCUCAUCAACUCCUGGCCCUUCCUGCUGGGGAAGAUCCGAGGGAUCAUUGAUGAACUCCAGGGCAAGGCCCUCAAGGUAUUUGAGGCAGAGCAGUUUGGGUGCCCACAACGUGCCCAGAGAAUGAACACAGCCUUUACACCGUUCCUGCACCAGAGGAAUGGCAAUGCUGCUCGCUCGCUGACCUCCUUGACCAGUGAUGACAACCUGUGGGCAUGUCUGCAUACCUCCUUUGCCUGGCUUCUGAAAGCAUGCGGCAGCCGACUGACUGAGAAGCUCCUGGAGGGUGCACCGACUGAGGACACCUUGGUCCAGAUGGAGAAGCUUGCUGACUUAGAGGAGGAAUCGGAAAGCUGGGACAACUCAGAGGCGGAAGAGGAGGAGAAAACCCCUGUGUUGCCUGAGGGCGCGGGAGGACGGGAACUGACCAAAUGUCCUACAGAUUCAUCCUUGCUCUCAGACUGUGGCAACUGGCAGCCCCGAAAGCUCUCAGUCUUCAAGUCUCUUCGACACAUGAGACAGGUCCUGGGUGCCCCGUCUUUUCGCAUGUUAGCCUGGCAUGUCCUCAUGGGCAACCAGGUGAUCUGGAAAAGCAGAGAUGUGGACCUUGUGCAAUCAGCGUUCGAAGUUCUCCGGACCAUGCUGCCUGUGGGUUGUGUCCGCAUCAUCCCAUACAGCAGCCAGUAUGAGGAGGCCUAUCGCUGCAACUUCCUCGGGCUCAGCCCGCAUGUGCCCAUCCCUGCCCAUGUGCUGGCCUCAGAAUUUGUGGUGAUCGUGGAGGUUCACACAGCCACGCGCUCCACCCUCCACCCAGUUGGGUGUGAGGAUGACCAGUCUCUCAGCAAGUACGAGUUUGUGGUGACCAGUGGAAGCCCUGUGGCUGCAGACCGAGUUGGCCCUACCAUCCUGAAUAAGAUUGAAGCUGCUCUCACCAACCAGAACCUGUCUGUGGACGUGGUGGACCAGUGUCUCGUCUGCCUCAAGGAGGAGUGGAUGAACAAAGUAAAGGUCCUGUUUAAAUUCACCAAGGUGGACAGUCGCCCCAAAGAGGACACGCAGAAGCUCCUUAGUGUCCUGGGUGCAUCAGAGGAGGACAAUGUCAAAUUGCUGAAGUUCUGGAUGACAGGCCUGAGCAAGACCUACAAGUCCCACCUCAUGUCUACAGUCCGCAGCCCCACAGCCUCAGAGUCUCGUAACUGACCUGAGGAGCAUCUGAGUCUACAUCUGGAAUGCACCAUCCUCCAGCUGCAGAGAGGAGGGCUGCUAGGGUUUCUCAGCUGCAGUGUGGAACACUCAACAAGUGCAAGUCACUGGGUUGGCCUUUGCUGUGCUUGUGGGGCUGGAAGGCAGGCGGAGGGGGAGACAGUAGGUCUCUGUGUUGGGCACUCAGGCGCAGGUGCCUGUGCCUCUGGAGAGCCAGGUGGGUGGGCCAGGCCCGACUCGAGUGUGUGAGCUGCAGGAACUGCCUGCUCUUGGAGUUAACAUCACAGCACUUCCCUCUUUGAAACUUAGCAGUUUCCUGGGUUUGUGAUUGUGUUUUGCCACACUUGUGAAUAUUCAAGAUAUCCAUCCAUCCACAGUCUCUUUUGGCAACUUGCUUAGACCCCUGUGAAGGCUCUUGGUGAAGCUGUGUUGCCCAUCUCUGGGCAUCUGAAAGUUCAUGUUGCUCUGAAGUCAUGGUCCAUGGGGCUUGAACAUGCAGUUCAAGGAUGAAGACUCUGAUUUCUAACAAAGAUGAGAGGCUUUGCGGAAGCAUUCGGUCCUUCCCCCUUGUCUAGCCCAACUGAAGGCACCACGGCCCACCAUGACUAUCCUGUGUCAUUUCCCCUCUGUUGUCUUCACCAUUUAUUGUCACUGCAAGUAACUGCUUCCAGUGUGGCAUUACCACACCAUACAGUUUUAUAAAGGACUCAAGUCUUGGGAAGAUCUUUGGCAAAUUUCCCAAUUCGUUUAUAGUUUUCUGUUUAUAUUUAACGUGAAGAUUGAGUUUGUGUUUAGUUCUCUGUAUAAUGCAAGAACAUUGCGACACAGUAAAUACGUUAUUUUUGUAAA
Dipodomys spectabilis (banner-tailed kangaroo rat) is the source of this 2925-nucleotide messenger RNA. It is a transcript of the gene Flcn, whose product is annotated as folliculin. The transcript is spliced from 13 exons. Gene Ontology annotation, molecular function: GTPase activator activity. Gene Ontology annotation, biological process: negative regulation of transcription by RNA polymerase II; positive regulation of GTPase activity; positive regulation of transforming growth factor beta receptor signaling pathway. NCBI's taxonomy places the organism in Eukaryota, Metazoa, Chordata, Mammalia, Rodentia, Heteromyidae. Gene Ontology annotation, cellular component: cytosol. Bases 334 to 2073 code for a protein of 579 amino acids. The record is from RefSeq and is a predicted model, not a curated record.